UGAAUGAAUGGAGGCUCGCGGCCGGCCUGAGCGCGCGGCCGCCCUGCCCUCCACUCCGUCUCCCCGCGGCCCGCAGGACCCCUGCCGACCGCGCGCCCUCCUUCCGCCCCAGCCGGGGCCGCCGCGGGCUGGGCGCCCGAGGCGGAGGCCGUGGGGAAGGUCGGGGGGAGGGCGGUUUCCUCCCGCCCCACACCCAGCCUGCGAGCCGGAUAUAUAGUGUAACGUUCGGGAGCCGAAAGACCGGAGCCGUUUCCUAGCGGCUGGAGUUACUGCCCGUGGCCUCAGGGAAGGGCCGGGAUUUGGAGCAGCACUCGUUGAACCCCAGCCCGGGCCGGGGGCGCAGGAACCUCUUCCUGGAGCCUUAAAAGACGAAGGGGAGAAUCAUGUCCAUGAUUGCAGCCUUCUAUAGUGGCAAGUCCAUUCUCAUUACUGGGGCCACAGGCUUCCUGGGCAAAGUGUUGAUGGAGAAGCUCUUUCGCACCAGCCCUGACCUGAAAGUCAUUUACAUCCUUAUGAGGCCCAAGGCUGGCCAGACACUGCAGCAGAGGGUUGUCCAGAUCUUAAAUAGUAAGCUGUUUGAAAAAGUCAAAGAAGUGUGUCCGAACGUGAAUGAGAAGAUCAGAGCUAUUUAUGCAGACCUCAACCACAAUGACUUGGCCAUCAGCAAGGAGGACAUGCAGGAGCUGCUGUCCUGCACGAACGUCGUCUUCCACUGCGCCGCCACCGUCCGCUUCAACGACUCUCUCAGACAUGCUGUGCAGCUUAACGUUACCGCCACCCAGAAGCUCUUGCUCAUGGCGAGUCAGAUGCCGAAGCUCGAAGCCUUCAUACAUAUCUCUACUGCCUUUUCCAAUUGCAACCUGCAGCACAUUGACGAAGUCAUCUACCCAUGCCCUGUGGAGCCAAAAAAAAUCAUUGAUUCCAUGGAGUGGUUAGACGACGCUAUUGUUGAGGAGAUCACCCCCAAAUUGAUCCGGGAUUGGCCCAACACUUACACCUACACGAAGGCCUUGGGAGAGAUGGUGGUGCACCAGGAGAGCGGGAACCUCAACAUCGCCAUCGUGAGGCCCUCCAUUGUGGGAGCAACCUGGCAGGAGCCCUUCCCAGGUUGGGUUGAUAACGUAAAUGGACCCAGUGGGCUCAUUAUUGCGACUGGGAAAGGCUUCCUCCGGGCCCUGAGAGGUGCCCCAAUGGCUGUGGCAGACCUGAUUCCAGUCGACACGGUCGUCAAUCUCACCUUGGCUGUAGGGUGGUACACCGCAGUUCACAGACCUAAAUCAACAUUAAUCUACCACUGUACAUCUAGUAACUUUAAUCCCUGUCACUGGGGCAAAAUGGGAUUCCAAGUCUUGGCAACCUGUGAAAAAAUCCCAUUUGAGAGAGCUUUUAGGAGGCCAUAUGCUGACUUCACAACCAACACCAUCACUACCCAGUACCAGAAUGCGGUCAGCCACUGGGCCCCUGCCAUCAUCUACGACCUCUAUCUCCGGCUCACCGGAAGGAAGCCCAGGAUGACGAAGCUCAUGAAUCGGCUUCUAAGAACGGUUUCCGUACUGGAGUAUUUCGUCAACCGGAGCUGGAAAUGGAGCACAAACAACACAGAAAUGCUGAUGUCCGAGCUGAGUCCCGAAGACCAGAGAGUAUUCAACUUUGACGUGCGCCAGUUGAACUGGUUGGAAUACAUUGAAAAUUAUGUUUUAGGAGUUAAGAAGUAUUUAUUGAAAGAGGAUAUGGCUGGGGUCCCAGAAGCAAAGCAACACUUAAGAAGGCUCCGCAACAUUCACUACCUCUUUAAUACCGCCCUCUUCCUCAUCGCCUGGCGCCUCCUCAUCGCAAGAUCCCAGAUGGCUCGGAAUGUCUGGCUCUUCAUUGUGAGCCUCUGUUACAAAUGCAUCUCCUACUUUAGGGCAUCCAGCACGCUCAAGGCCUGACGACGUUUGUCAGUCUCUACUUAUCUGGAACCUCUCCGAUACCUCUGAAACAGCCAACUGUGGUUCUCAAGAUGAGGAGUAACAAAGAAUAUGUAACCUCAUUACCUGUCCAAUGUGCUGUCACAUAUCCAUCCCUAUUUCUUAGUUGUAUGUUCUUUUUAUUACAGUGAGAGAAGGAAAGUCAUGUCCUACCCUAUAAUCAUAUAUAUUUUAGGAAUUAUUUCCAGACUGUUUUCUAACACCCUAGUCUAUGCCCUUGAAUAAAAAACACCAAAGUACAACCCUA
Molecule: messenger RNA, 2217 nt
Organism: Phyllostomus hastatus (greater spear-nosed bat)
Lineage: Eukaryota; Metazoa; Chordata; Mammalia; Chiroptera; Phyllostomidae
Gene: FAR2
Product: fatty acyl-CoA reductase 2
Exons: 12
Coding region: 384-1931 (515 amino acids)
Biological process (GO): long-chain fatty-acyl-CoA metabolic process
Cellular component (GO): peroxisome
Molecular function (GO): alcohol-forming very long-chain fatty acyl-CoA reductase (NADP+) activity
Source: RefSeq, a predicted model, not a curated record